Molecule: messenger RNA, 765 nt
Organism: Cuscuta campestris
Lineage: Eukaryota; Viridiplantae; Streptophyta; Magnoliopsida; Solanales; Convolvulaceae
Source: the annotation of a GenBank genome assembly
GUACCAUGUUCAAUUUGGCAUAUUAUGUUGGGUUUGUGGGGGCUUGGUAACUCGAGCAUAUACAACGAACCACUCUUCCUUCCGCGGGCCAUGACAAGAUUUCCCUUUACGACCUUCCACUGCCCAUCUCUGAACUUCACCUCGUGUCCCUGUUCGUCCAACUGCCUCACAGAAAUCAAAUUUUUCUUUAAGGCUGAGACCAUUCUGACAUCCUUCAAAGUCCAGAAAUUUUUGCUGAGUAUGGAGAGUGUUUGUUCUCAGGAUGUUCCAGGAUUCGACAGUGUGCGUCUGCAGUGGGAGCCGGUAGGGACCGAGGACGAGUUAGGAGCAGAUUUAGCCGUGACUGAUGUGUUGGAGCUGUGGAGAGCUUCAACGGGGCUUUCAGUUGUUAAUGAGAGAGCCGCUGCAACAGGAGAGCUGAGGAAGUUACUCGAUGUACAGGCAAUCGUGGCAGAUGGCAGUUGAUGCCUAUCAAGCCUCCAAGUGAGAGAAUAAUCACGUACUAAAACUUAUAGUAAAUAAGAAAUUUAUACCUUUCUCCGUAAGCGGUAAAAACGAAGAAGUCGUAGGAAGAGCGUUGAAAGUGCAAACGUAACCGUUCAAGCGUCCGGUCUCCAACUUUGACACACGAACAACGCCGGAGUCUACCACAAUCUUUAUGCUAGUAAAGAUUAUAGUAGUAUAAAAUAUAAAGAUUAAAAUUGGGAUAAUAAUAAUCUUGUAUAUUUCUAUAGAAAAUAUUUCUAAUAAUAUUUAGAAAAUAUU